AUGUCGCAGCAGCAACAGCAACAACAACAACAGCAAGCCACGGACCCCGAUGCCGUGCCCGACACACAACUAGGCUUGACAGAGGAUCAGAUCGAGCUCCUACGGCAUGGUCAACAAGCAGUGGCCGCGGCGGCGGGCGCGGGGUCGACUUCCUCGCGCGCUGCGAGUCGCGCUUCAUCCCAGGGAUUGCUGAUGAUGGACAGCUCGUCGCUUUCCGCGCUGGGCCGUCACUUUGACCGGGUCAUGCAGUCCAUCCAGCAGCGGCUAGAAUACUUGAUGGAGCAGUCUCAAGUCGUGACUCUCAGCGUCUACGAUCGCGCUGGAAACCUCAUCGACAACGCUGACGCUGAGAUUGCGCGGUACCACGAGAUCAUGGCACAAAUCGACGAGCUGGAGCUGGACUUUGACCGCAUCGCUGGGAUCCGCGAGAUUGUGCGGGGUUUCCGUCAGCGGGCUGAGGAGUUGGAGCGCGAACUGGAACGCGCCGGAGGCGGCAGUUCAUCAAGACGACACGGCCAGUCGUCGUCGUCCCGUCGCAGUCAUGGGCAUUCUGGCAGCUCUAGCAAACGCCGGACCUAA
Molecule: messenger RNA, 579 nt
Organism: Dichotomopilus funicola
Lineage: Eukaryota; Fungi; Ascomycota; Sordariomycetes; Sordariales; Chaetomiaceae
Exons: 1
Coding region: 1-579 (192 amino acids)
Biological process (GO): endosome organization
Cellular component (GO): BLOC-1 complex
Source: RefSeq, a predicted model, not a curated record